CCCAUCGUGCUUGACAGGUCGCCUUGUCUACGACUGCCCACAUUUCUUAAUCCGCUUUACCAGUCCCAGCAUUCCGCUCUGUUUUCUUAACUCUCCAUCACAUCUCUCAAGUCCCAGAAACAACCAAUUGGAUCAGGGAAUGCGGCACAAGGUCGGCCAAUCGCCCAGUCAGAGAGGCGGGAGAGGGCGUGACCAUAUUCUGCUCCGCCCUUGCCCCGUGGCAGAUUACCCUGGGCAGUCGCCUCGAGCUGCACGGGAAAGCAUGGGGACUACCUGGGCGAGCCCUGGAUGGGCGCGGCUUGCGCUCUGCCUCGCGGGUUUCGGACUGUCUCUCUACGCGCUUCACGUGAAGGCGGCGCAUGCCCGGGAUAAGGAUUACCGCGCGCUCUGCGACGUGGGCACCGCCAUCAGCUGUUCGCGUGUCUUCUCCUCCAGGUGGGGUCGGGGCUUUGGGCUGGUGGAGCACGUGCUGGGCCCUGACAGUGUCCUCAAUCAGUCCAACAGCAUAUUUGGUUGCAUCUUCUACACACUACAGCUGUUCCUAGGUGAGUGGCCAUCCAGGCCCCGCCCCUUCCCUGCAGGCCCCGCCCUUCAUGACAGCCCAUGCCUGACCCUUCUCUGCCUUGCAGGCUGCCUACGGGGACGCUGGACCUCCAUCCUGCUGGUGCUGAGUUCCCUGUUGUCUCUCGCUGGUUCUGUCUACCUGGCCUGGAUCCUGUUCUUCGUGCUGUAUGAUUUCUGCAUCGUUUGUAUCACCACCUAUGCCAUCAAUGUGGGCUUGACAGUGCUCAGCUUCCGAGGGGCCCAGGGACCCAAGGGCAAGGCCAAGGGGCACUGAGUUCCCCCCUGAGGCCAGGCUGAACUCAUCUGCUCUGCUUUGGCCCAUGAACCUUGCCCAAAAAGGCCAUAUCUGGGUCCCUAGAAAGACCUGCAACCUGCUGCCACCAUAUCUCCCCACAGACAAUGGACCAAAUGUGCCACCCUCCUUCCUCCGCCUUAGUGCUCCUAGCCCUCUCCUCCAGGGCUGGUUUCCUAAUUUCUCCCAUUGCCUAAGGAGGGGAGGUUCUGAGCAAUAAAAUUUCUUAAAUAAAUUGGCCGAGUC
Molecule: messenger RNA, 1102 nt
Organism: Trichechus manatus latirostris (Florida manatee)
Lineage: Eukaryota; Metazoa; Chordata; Mammalia; Sirenia; Trichechidae
Gene: VKORC1
Product: vitamin K epoxide reductase complex subunit 1
Exons: 3
Coding region: 140-838 (232 amino acids)
Biological process (GO): blood coagulation; peptidyl-glutamic acid carboxylation; vitamin K metabolic process
Molecular function (GO): vitamin-K-epoxide reductase (warfarin-sensitive) activity
Source: RefSeq, a predicted model, not a curated record